GCUUCCGCAAUCGGGUCCCCCCCCCACUCCCCGGAGUCCGCCAUUUCUGCCAUUUGUCUCCAAGUUUCACUCUCAAGCUUCGGAGUCCGGGUUGCUCUGCUGUGCGGGUUCUGAAGAUCCUUAGGGAGCAAGCCUGGCUCCUGAGCACCAGGAAAUGGAACUGUUGACAUUCAGGGAUGUGGCCAUUGAUUUCACUGAAGAGGAGUGGGAAUGCCUGCAGCCUGCUCAGCAAAAAUUAUAUAGAGAUGUAAUGUUAGAGAACUACAGAAACAUGGUCUUCCUGGGCAUGGCUUCUCAUUAUAUGCAAGAAUUUUCACAAGAACAGGGCAUAAAACAUAUAUUUCAAAAAGUAAUAAAUGGAAAAUAUGGAAAUUAUGAACUUGACGAUUCACAACAAAGAAAAAUAUGGAAAAUUGUAAGUGAGAAUGAACAUCAGACAUUAUAUUAUCAAAAGUCAGCCCUUAUUCACAACCAUAGAAUUCAUAUUGAAGAGAAGCCCUACAAAUUUAAAGAAUGUGAGAAAGUUUUUAAUGAAAAAUCUCACCUUAUUUGCCAUCAGAGAAUUCACACUGGAAAGAAGCCCUACCAAUGUAAAGAAUGUGGUAAAGCAUUCAUUAAAAAAACACACCUUAUUCACCACCAGAAAAUUCAUACUGGAGAGAAGCCCUACAAAUGUACAGAAUGUAGCAAAUCUUUCAUUAAAAAAAUGCACCUUAUUUAUCAUAGCAGAAUUCAUACUGGUGAGAAGCUCUACAAAUGUACAGAAUGUGACAAAGCUUUUAGUAAAAAAUCAAGACUUAUUCGCCACCAGCGAAUUCAUACUGGAGAGAAUCCCUACCAAUGCAAAGUAUGUGACAAAGCUUUUAAUCGAAAAAGUAGCUUUAUUCGCCACAGCAGAAUUCAUACUGGAGAGAAGCCCUACAAAUGUAAAGAAUGUGACAAAGCUUUUAAUGACAAAUCAAACCUUACUUACCACAGCAAAAUUCAUACUGGUGAGAAUCCCUACAAAUGUAAAGAAUGUGGCAAAGAUUUUAUUAAAAAAGCAUACCUAAUUCCCCACCUGAGGAUUCAUACUGGAGAGAAGCCCUACAAAUGUACAGAAUGUGACAAAGCUUUUAAUGAAAAAUCAAGCCUUGUUUGCCACAGCAGACUUCAUACUGGAGAGCAGCCCUACAAAUGUACAGAAUGUGACAAAGGUUUUAGCAAAAAAUCAAGCCUUGUUCGCCAUCAGAGAAUUCAUAGUGGAGAGAAGCCCUAUCAAUGCAAAGUAUGUGGCAAAGCUUUUAAUCGAAAAACUAGCCUUAUUUAUCACAGCAGAAUUCAUACUGGAGAGAAGCCCUACAAAUGUGAAGAAUGUGGCAAAGUUUAUAGUCAAAAAUCAGCCCUUAAUUACCACAGCAGAAUUCAUAUUGGAGAGGCUUACAAAUGCAAAGAAUGUGGCAAAACUUUUAAUCAUCCAUCAAACCUUACUAGACAUCAGAGAAUUCAUAUUUGAGAUGAGAUCUACAAAUGAUAACAUUAUGCCGUUUCUUCAAGGGUGGGUCAAAAUUUAUUCCACACCAGAGCAAUUGCAGCAGAGAAAAAUUAGUCAAAUGAAAAACUGUGACAAUGUAAAAAUGUCUCUAACAGUUGGUCACCCCUUACUCAGCACCUGAGAAAACAUACUAGUAGGAGAGAGUAUGAGUGGAAAAAAUUGUUUUAAAACUCAUAGCCAUUGCUCAGACACUAUUGAACUUUGGAGAAUUCAUAGUGCUUAGCAAUCUUAAAAAGUUAAAUAAUGUUCCCAAGCCUUUAUUUAAAUUUCAAAUUUAUUGAACAUCUGAAACCUUAUACCUGUAGUGAAGGUUAAACAGCAUUUGUCCAAAAUAUGUGUUGUAUAUAACAGCAAAAUAUUUACAAUAAAAAAACUUGACAAGUAUAAAAGAAGUAUAGUAAAGUCCUUAUCCAUACCUCAUAACUUGAUAUAUUUGAGAGUCAGUAAAAGAGAAAAUCAUUUAAAUAUAGAAAAUGAGCAACUGGCUUCAACAUUUGCUUAAAAUUUAUUAAUUAUUAUUAGGAGAUAUGGAGAAAUAAGAAAAUCAUUGUAAAUAUUAUACAUCCAGAAUGCAAAUAGCUCAUCUUUGAAAGGAUACACAUUUCUUAUAAAUCAAAGAUUACUGAAUAUUUGUACUUUUGAAUACUGGAAAAAAAAUUAUAAGAAACAAUUAUAAGAGGCUUUACAUUAAAUUUUAAUGUUUUAAACUUUAUUUAUUGUACUGUGGGUUAAAUUAAAGGAUGCUUAACCACUGAGCCACAUUCCCAGUCUUCCCCCCUGGCCCUUUUAAAUUUUGAAGCAGGGUCUGCUAAGUUGCCUAAAACCUCAUUAAGUUGCUAAGGCUGACUUUGAACUUGUGAAAAUUUUUCCUCAGCUUGCCAAUGUGCUUGGGUUACAGGCACGGACCACCAUGGCCAGUUUACAGUGCAUUUUUACCUAUAUUCACACUAUGUAUGCAACAUGUUAAUGAAUAUAAGUGAAUGUUAAUAUGUUAACACUGUCAUGUAUUGAAUCAUGUCAUUAUCUCAAAGAUAUCACAGUUUUCCACUUGACUAAGGGAUUUAUGUAGCAGACAUACUAUUGGGAAAAUAGUACUGUAACAUCUCUUAAUUAUUUAACACAUUAAUCAAACUUAUUUGGGAAAUAUAAUUUGCAUAAAUCAAAUUGUUAUAGUUUUUCUGUUUGUGUUUGUGGAGAUAUUAAGAGAGUUAUAAGAAUGAUAUUGAGAUAUGAAAAUGAGCCCUAGAUCUUUAUAUUUUGAAUUACAAUAUUAAUAUCUUACCUUAUAGAAUGACAGUACUCCUAAAGGCUGGGCAUCUCUGGAAAGUCAUAAAAUCUCCCAAUCAGGUGAAUUAUGAACACCCCAGAGACUAGGAUCCUACAGUGCAUAUUUUGUUUAGAGGAGUCAUUGAAGAGAGAGAGAUUCUCAGUGCUUGCAUGGGAAAUCCUGUGGUCAACAAGAAACUGGCCUAUCAUGGCUCUUGGCAUGUUCGGUAGAGAAAAAAGACUGAGGAAGACAAGCAUUCCUCAUAAACUAAAUAAGAGUAACUCCUGACUGGCCUCCAAAAAUUUAGAAAAACAGCCCAGAAUAGGACCACCUGUUUAGUCUUGGACACCCCACAAGGAAAUAUGACCAGAAAAAAAGUUUAAAAUUACAUAGACAUUUUAAACUCCUACAAUUUAUUUUAUUAGGUAUCUUUUGAUUUUAGAGACCUCUUUUAUUCUACUUUAUAAUAUAUAAGGGCUAUUACAGAUUGUAGGAUAGAUAGUAUAUGGCAUGCUUUCCCAGUACAUCUGUACAUCUCAGUCCUUAUAUUGUAAACUAAACCUGUCCCUUUUUAGGUCUUACAGGUACAGUAGCACAUGUCUCCACACAGAAACACAAAAUUUGAUUCAAAUGAACACCAAAAACACACAAAAAUUAUCCUAUACUUCCUCCAUGUGUUAGCACUGUGGGUCAACAAAACACCCACAAACUUUGAUUUCAUUUAAAUUAACUUGGAUAUAAAACAUUGCAAUCUAAUUAUAACUUUUCUGGGCAAGAGAACUGUGGAAAUAGUAAUAAUGUGUGUGUAAUUUUUUAAAAAUUUAUUAAUUUA
Molecule: messenger RNA, 3633 nt
Organism: Ictidomys tridecemlineatus (thirteen-lined ground squirrel)
Lineage: Eukaryota; Metazoa; Chordata; Mammalia; Rodentia; Sciuridae
Biological process (GO): regulation of transcription by RNA polymerase II
Molecular function (GO): RNA polymerase II cis-regulatory region sequence-specific DNA binding; DNA-binding transcription factor activity, RNA polymerase II-specific
Source: RefSeq, a predicted model, not a curated record